Molecule: messenger RNA, 292 nt
Organism: Ceraceosorus bombacis
Lineage: Eukaryota; Fungi; Basidiomycota; Exobasidiomycetes; Ceraceosorales; Ceraceosoraceae
Source: the annotation of a GenBank genome assembly
AUGCGUGGUGUGCCAUUCUGGGAAAAGCUAGAGCGACGAAGAGGCAAGGAAAAGGAGACGAUUGUCAGAUAUCUGCCCGCUUCCCGUCGUACGUUUGCAAAGCGUUCGCAAUGUGGUGGUCUGGGGGGGGGACCACACUAGCGCUGCUCGCCAUCGCCAUCGCCAUCGCCAUCGCCUCUGCCGCGCGCCAACAAAUCCAUCAGUCAAAGAUGUGCUGGCAUGCACAAAAGAAGGUAAUUUUUUGCUCGACAGCGAUCGAGCGUGUCCUUUGCGUCUCGUCAUGGUCGUGUAG